AUGCGAGAUAUCUCUUUUCAAUUGAAAUCCUUUGAGAAUAUGCAGAAAAAGGUACAUGAAGUAAAGAGUAGCCAAAAGCCAGAGACUCUUGAUCGUAAGCCAGCACGGCCCCAUCACACUAGUGCUCUUUUACAAGCUAGGUUCAACAUGUUAGUGCCCCCUGCUAACUUUGGUAUAGCCGAAGAGGGAAUAUAUAGGUGCUCUAAAGUGGAAACGUUAAAUUUAUCCUUUUUGGAAACUCUAAAUUUAAAGACUGUUAUAUUCAUUGGAGGCCAGGAGCCAUCUAAAUUCUUCAAGGAUUUCUUCACGAGGUCAUCUAUCAAAUGGAUCGUUUUGAGAAUGUCCGAUUUCUCAGCAGCAGCAGUUCCGGUAAAAAGCUCUCCAGCACCCAAUGAGAAUUUGUAUCCAAACAACGAUAGUAAUCAGUCACUACUGGAUAAAAAGAAGACAGAAAAUUCAAGAGCAUUCCAAAAUUCUAGAACAGAUCCUAUGAUUCGAGACGAAGUGUCGUAUCAUUUGUCAGACAAUGAUGACUUAAUGUUAAUCAAGAGCACAUGCUUAAAAAGAACGUUCAAAACAUUAUUAAAUAUUGAUAAUUACAGCGUUUUACUGGUGGACAAGACUGCAUUGGUUAUAGGGAUACUUCGAAAAAUUCAGAAAUGGAAUAUCGCAUCAAUAAUAAAUGAAUACAGGCUAUUUUCAGGUAAAAAUAGAAAUUAUUUCGCGGAAACUUUUUUAGAAAUAAUUAGUAUUAAUAUAGAGCAGGAAAAGUGUAACAAGACCACCACCGCCAGCAAAAACACUGAAAGGCUGUCCCUUGAAAACAAUAAUAAAACACACUCAAUAGAGUACAAGGCCAAUUCAGGUAAACUAAUUAAAGUCAAUGAAGAUGACCUCUGCAAGGAACCUGAAGUGCCUCAGCGGCUUCUGACGUUAAUAAAUCAGAUAGAAACCAAGGUGAAAAAUAAUAAAGUAUCGCAGAUUAGCGGAAUCUUGACAGAUGAUUUGAAGAAAACGUCUUCGGAUCUCGGGAUUUUUGGCCAUAGAUAUAGAUUAGCAUUCAAUAAAAAGGAAAACGGGGAUUAUGGUUAUUAUAAAGCAAGAGGGAAAGACAGUGUCAAAAUAAGGAUACCUAGUGAUUCUGAAUUGCCAGACUGGUUCAAGUCUCAACGAGAUUUGUGGGAAAAAGAAAACGUCCCAGAAGAACAUCAUUUUUAUAGGGAACAUAUUUUUACAUAG
Saccharomyces eubayanus is the source of this 1239-nucleotide messenger RNA. It is a transcript of the gene OCA4, whose product is annotated as Oca4p. The coding region runs from base 1 to 1239 and encodes 412 amino acids. Lineage: Eukaryota; Fungi; Ascomycota; Saccharomycetes; Saccharomycetales; Saccharomycetaceae. The record is from RefSeq and is a predicted model, not a curated record. The transcript has a single exon. Gene Ontology annotation, molecular function: phosphatase activity.